Molecule: messenger RNA, 3698 nt
Organism: Cloeon dipterum
Lineage: Eukaryota; Metazoa; Arthropoda; Insecta; Ephemeroptera; Baetidae
Product: ATP-dependent RNA helicase l(1)G0007
Exons: 17
Coding region: 50-3661 (1203 amino acids)
Biological process (GO): mRNA splicing, via spliceosome
Cellular component (GO): spliceosomal complex; intracellular anatomical structure
Molecular function (GO): ATP binding; 3'-5' RNA helicase activity; RNA binding
Source: RefSeq, a predicted model, not a curated record
CGAGGGGGUGUAACUUGGGUGUAACAGCAUUAUUUAAUCAUAAACAAUCAUGGAGGCGGUCAAUGUGGACGAUGAUUCUGUUUAUAGACUUGAAGGUUCUAAUAUUGAAGAAAAGGGUGGCUUGAUAAUCAAGAAAAAGGUGAAGAAAGAAGGAAGCGAAGAUGAGGACUUUAAGAAGCCUCUAAUACCGUCUUCCGGUUCAAUCCUUGGUCUUGACAAACUCGCAGCUUUGAAAAGACAGCAAAAUGAGGAGAAAAAAUCUGCCAUCAAGAUAGAACAGGAGGAGGGUGACGAAGAAAAUGGAAAACAAAGGAAGGCUGACAAAAGAGAGAGGCAUUACCGGUCGAAGUACGAGGAAACACCUACGCACACCGGCGGCUUAUCUAAAGAGGCGAAAGAAAGGAUUGCUGAUCGACAAUAUCGAAGUCAGGAAAAGGGAAUCCAUGCAUCAACCAAACGUCCACGGCAUGAAGACAGGGAUAGAGGAAGAGACAGAAGGGAUCGAGAUAAAGACCGAAGAAGGGACAGGUCAGAGAGGAGCCACAGGUCGGAGCGUUACGACAGAUCUGACCGGUCUGAGCGGACGCCUCGAUUUGCUGAUGAACCAUCAACUCCAAAGUUUAGGGGUGCGAAGGACUUGUCAAGAUCCUCCUGGGAUGACGAUGAUGGACCUUUCAUGCAUAGGCGGUCAACUUGGGACUUCCCAACUCCAAGUUCUCACAGAGACUCUACAGACUGGUCUGAGAGAGGCUCAGAGAGGAGGUGGAAACGAAACUCUGAUGACACGCCUUUGCCGACUCCUUCAUUCAAGUACAAUGCUUGGGCCAAGGAUAGGAGGAGGACUGGAGCUACACCCGCUUUUGACAAAGACGGAGAAAGGAUUGAAUGGGAGAAUGACGGUGAUUGGGAAGACGAGCAGAAGCGGCUGGACCGAGAGUGGUAUCAAAUGGACGAAGGCUAUGACGACCAGCACAAUCCCUUCGCCAAUGUGUCUGAGGACUACACAAAGAAAAGGGAGGAACAGCUAGAGAUGCGAAAAAUCAAGCGAAUGUCGGCCCAACAGAGGCAAAUCAAUAAGGACAACGAGCUUUGGGAGAGGAAUCGAAUGCUGACCUCGGGUGUUGUGCAAGCGGUCGAUUUGGAUGAGGAUUUUGAGGAAGAAAGCAUCGCCAGGGUUCACCUCUUGGUGCACAAUAUUGUCCCACCCUUCCUUGAUGGCAGGAUCGUGUUCACAAAGCAACCCGAACCUGUUGUGCCCGUCAAGGACCCCACCUCAGACAUGGCCUUGGUGGCCAGAAAGGGUUCCGCACUUGUGCGAGCUUUCAGAGAGCAGAAAGAAAGAAGGAGAGCUCAGAAGAAACACUGGGAGUUGGCUGGCACCAAUAUCGGCAACAUAAUGGGCAUCCAGAAAAAGGAGGAAGACGCGGAUGAGAAAUUGAACGAUAACGACGAAACCGACUACAGGACUGAUCAGAAAUUCGCCCAACACAUGAAAGAUGACAAAGGAAACGCCAGCAGUGAUUUUGCUAAAAGAAAGACAUUCACUCAACAACGGAGGUACCUGCCUGCCUUUGCCGUCAGACAAGAACUUUUGAAUGUGAUCCGAGAAAACAAUGUGGUCAUUGUUGUGGGAGAAACAGGCAGCGGUAAAACGACCCAACUGACGCAGUAUCUGCACGAGGAAGGUUACUCCAAGUAUGGAAUGAUUGGGUGCACUCAGCCAAGAAGAGUUGCCGCCAUGUCAGUCGCUAAACGUGUCAGUGACGAAAUGGGCACCACCCUGGGCGACGAGGUGGGCUACGCCAUCCGAUUUGAAGACUGCACCUCAGACAAAACCAUUAUCAAGUACAUGACUGACGGCAUUUUGCUUCGUGAGUCUCUGCGAGAGGCUGAUUUGGAUCAUUACAGUGCCGUCAUCAUGGACGAGGCUCACGAAAGAUCUCUUUCCACUGACGUGUUAUUCGGACUACUCAGAGAGGUUGUUGCCCGGCGUACUGACCUGAAGCUGAUCGUGACUUCAGCUACAAUGGACGCCACCAAAUUUGCCAUGUUCUUCGGCAACGUGCCAGUCUUCAAGAUUCCAGGACGCACCUUCCCAGUGGAGGUCAUCUUCAGCAAGAAUCCUGUUGAAGACUACGUUGACGCAGCAGUUAAGCAGGCGCUGCAAGUGCACUUGCAGCCCACCGUUGGAGACAUCCUGAUCUUCAUGCCAGGACAGGAGGACAUUGAGGUCACUUGUGACGUGCUGACAGAGCGUCUCGGAGAGAUUGAUAAUGCGCCGCAGCUGGCCAUUCUGCCCAUCUACUCGCAACUGCCGUCAGAUUUACAAGCCAAGAUUUUCCAAAGAGCUCCUGAUGGACUAAGGAAGUGCAUUGUAGCCACAAAUAUUGCAGAAACUUCACUUACAGUGGAUGGAAUCAUUUUUGUGGUUGAUGCUGGAUACUGCAAAUUGAAAGUAUACAAUCCCAGGAUUGGUAUGGAUGCUCUACAGAUUUACCCCAUCAGUCAAGCAAAUGCAAAUCAACGCUCUGGACGUGCUGGUCGUACAGGACCUGGCCAGGCUUUCAGGUUAUACACGGACAAGCAAUACAAAGACGAACUUUUGGCUGGAACUGUGCCUGAGAUUCAAAGAACCAACCUGGCAAACACAGUGCUGUUGCUGAAGUCCUUGGGUGUGCAGGAUCUGUUACAAUUCCACUUCAUGGACCCUCCUCCACAAGACAACAUCCUCAAUUCAAUGUACCAACUUUGGAUCCUUGGUGCUCUCGACAACACAGGCAGUUUGACCCCUCUGGGCAGGCAGAUGGCCGAGUUCCCCCUCGAUCCUCCUCUGUGUCAAAUGUUGAUUGUGUCUGAGAGAAUGGGAUGCUCUGCUGAUAUUCUCAUUAUUGUGUCAAUGCUAUCUGUUCCCUCCAUCUUCUACCGUCCCAAGGGAAGGGAAGAGGAAGCUGAUGGAGUCAGGGAGAAGUUUCAAGUACCUGAAUCGGACCACUUGACAUACUUGAAUGUCUACAAUCAGUGGAAAAUGAACAAGUAUUCUGGUGGUUGGUGUAACGAACACUUUAUUCACAUCAAGGCGAUGAGAAAGGUGCGAGAGGUGCGGCAGCAGCUCAAGGACAUCAUGGAACAACACAAGAUGAAAGUGGUGUCCUGCGGCACUGACUGGGACGUGAUUCGCAAAUGCAUUUGCUCUGCUUACUUCCACCAAGCUGCAAGGCUGAAGGGCAUUGGCGAGUACGUCAACUGCCGAACAGGCAUGCCUUGCCAUUUGCACCCCACCUCCGCCCUCUUUGGAAUGGGAUUCACACCUGACUAUGUAGUUUACCACGAACUCAUCAUGACAGCAAAGGAAUACAUGCAAUGCGUAACAGCUGUCGAAGGAACGUGGCUCGCAGAGUUGGGCCCAAUGUUCUUCUCCAUCAAACAGGGAGGUAAAUCUGGCAGGGAAAAGCGUCAGCUGGCUCUAGUCCAUCAACAGACCAUGGAGGACCAAAUGAAGAAGGCGCAGGAGGAAAUCGUAGAGCGUAAGAAGGAAAAGGAGAGGCAACAACUAGCUAGCAUUAGAAAAUCGGAAGUCAUUGAGUUAGGAACCAAAGACUCCAGGACUCCCAGGAGGGCGCCAGGAACACCAAUGAGGACGCCUAAGCGCUUAGGAUUGUAGUUUAAGUUAAUAAAUUCAUGGUAUUUUAUGUGGUCUA